AUGCCAACAGGGCCGAUCAGUCUGCCGCAACGCAAGUACGAUCCUACUCGAUUAUGUCUCAUCAGUUUCCCAAAGUUUGACUUUGGAUCUAGGGGCCGGCAGACGGCUGUUUAUGCCGCCGGGGCCAUCUUUGCUGCCGGAUGGUGGGUGUUUUUCGAUGCGUGUACGCUAUCGGCUACGAUGAAGCCUUCGCCCGAAUCCCCCUUCGACCCGGUUCCGGUCCACGUCACGUUCACAGACUGGAUUCCGGGUAUCUGUUCGACGGUCGGGAUGAUAAUCGUGAACCUUAUAGACAAGAAACGGCUGAUAUCCGAUGGGUCGGCCGGGGUAUCGUUCUCGGCACAUGAGGGCGUAGCAUGGAAAGCCCGCCUAUUACUGUUCAUGGGCUUUGCGCUGAUGGCCGGCGGAUUAGCCGGAAGCAUCACCGUACUUAUUCUCAAGUAUGCUAUUCCCGAUUGGGGCACUUAUGACGUCACUUACUGGGGUGUCGCUAACGUCCUGCAGAAUUUGGCCGUCAUGAUCUGUACGGUGGCUCUUUGGCUAACACAAAGUACCGAAGAAUACGAAUAUCCACUGUAG
This is a messenger RNA of Puccinia triticina, 579 nucleotides long. RefSeq lists its product as uncharacterized. Gene Ontology annotation, biological process: late endosome to vacuole transport via multivesicular body sorting pathway; protein targeting to vacuole. The transcript is spliced from 5 exons. The record is from RefSeq and is a predicted model, not a curated record. Lineage: Eukaryota; Fungi; Basidiomycota; Pucciniomycetes; Pucciniales; Pucciniaceae. Bases 1 to 579 code for a protein of 192 amino acids. Gene Ontology annotation, cellular component: Vps55/Vps68 complex; fungal-type vacuole membrane.